AUACAUGUGGUGUGUAUUAACUCCAGCACAGUAAACUCUAUCAUCAACCACAAUGCUCAUCGUUAAAAAGUUUUAUCUUUGUUGUUACAGUGCUUCGUGAAUAUAUUUUGGUGGAAUAUGGAGUUUAAUUGCUUCUGUAGUGGAACCAAGCCACCACCAUUGUCUUCUUCUUCUUCUUCCUCAACCAUUCUAAAUUUCCAGGGCAUUUCAUCAGUUGGCCGAAAAUUUUCUGGGAAAACUUCAGAUACGCAGGUGCUGUCUUCUCCAUUUCUUCAACGUAAAGACAUAUUCCAGCCAUUUAUUUACAAGCAGAGCUCCUCAUUUUAUUCCCUGAAAACGUAUCGGGGAUCCAUUCUCUCAGAAGCUGGAAAACAAGGCUGGGACUUGGGAAGAUUUUUAAAAACAUUGUAUUUCUUUAAUGGGCCUCCCUCUCCUGCAAAGGUUCACCUUAUUGUUGGAGACAUCACCAAGGCGAGCACCUUGUUACCUGUGUACUUUAAAGGAGUGAGAAAGGUUAUUAAUGCUGUUUCAGUCAUCGUUGGCCCAAAGGAAGGCGAUACCGCCGACAGGGCAAAAUACAGUCAGGGAAUCAAAUUCUUUGAACCAGAGAUUAAAGGUGAUCCGCCUGAAAUGGUGGAGUACAUUGGGAUGAAAAAUCUUAUAAAUGCUGUAAAGGAAAAUGUUGGACUCCGUAGUGGAAAAUUAAUUUUUGGAUUCGAAGAUAGUUUUUCUAGAGAACUUGCCUGGGGUGCUUUAGAUGAUGUUGUCAUGGGAGGAGUGAGUGAAAGUACAUUUCAAAUUGAUCCAAAUGGAGGUGAAAAUGGUAGACCCACGGGGGUUUUCAAAGGGGUUGUUUCCACUGCAAACAAUGGGGGAUUUACUAGCAUUAGGACAAAGAAUUUCUCAGUACCAGAAGAUCUUUCGGCAUAUGAUGGUAUUGAGUUACGCCUCAAAGGUGAUGGCCGCCAUUAUAAACUCAUUGUUCGGACUAGCCGUGAUUGGGAUACCGUGGGUUAUACAUCCAGCUUUGACACCAUAAAGGACCAAUGGCAAUCGGUCCGCUUGCCUUUCUCUUCUUUGAGGCCUAUAUUUCGAGCACGCACUGUGUCCGAUGCACCACCAUUUGAUGCCAGCCAAAUAAUAUCAUUGCAGCUCAUGUUCAGUAAGUUUGAGUAUGAUGGGAAAUUAAACCCAACAUUCACUGAAGGUUCAUUUCAGCUUCCAGUGUCAUCCAUAAGGGCAUACAUUAAAGAGCCAAUCAAUCCCAGGUUUGUGCAUGUGAGCUCUGCCGGUGUCACUAGACCUGAAAGGCCAGGACUUGAUUUAAGCAAGCAGCCUCCUGCUGUCCGGUUGAACAAAGAAUUGGGCUUCAUUCUUACAUUCAAGUUGAAGGGGGAGGAUGUGCUACGCGAAAGUGGUGUCCCAUAUACCAUCGUCAGGCCUUGUGCAUUAACCGAAGAGCCUGCUGGAGCUGAACUCAUCUUUGAUCAAGGAGACAAUAUAACUGGGAAGAUAUCCAGGGAAGAGGUUGCUCGAAUAUGUGUUGCUGCUCUUGAAAGCCCAUAUGUAUGUGACAAGACAUUUGAGGUUAAAAGUGUCAUUCCAUUCAGUGAGCCAUACACAGUGGAUCCUGAAAACCCUCCUCCAGAAAAGGAUUAUAAUGUGUACUUCCAGACUCUGAAGGAUGGUAUUACAGGGAAAGAAAGCUUAGAACAAACCGCUGUUCCCGUCUAAAACAAAGCAUGAGUUCAUUGGAUACAAAAUUCCCAUCU
This is a messenger RNA of Olea europaea var. sylvestris, 1772 nucleotides long. RefSeq lists its product as uncharacterized. The record is from RefSeq and is a predicted model, not a curated record. Gene Ontology annotation, cellular component: chloroplast stroma. Gene Ontology annotation, biological process: NADH dehydrogenase complex assembly. Lineage: Eukaryota; Viridiplantae; Streptophyta; Magnoliopsida; Lamiales; Oleaceae. The coding region runs from base 118 to 1734 and encodes 538 amino acids. The transcript has 15 exons.